AUGCUGCAGCUGCAAGAAUUUGUGCUGCCGCUGCUGAUGCUUCAGCUGAUGCUGCAUCACCAACCGUUUCCCUUUGUCAGCUCUGCUCUUCCAGCAGGGGCAGCAUCAGCAGAAGCUGGAGAAGACGAAAUGAAGGAGCCGCGAGCAAUAGCAGCAACACACAGCAGCAGGCCACAGCAGCAACACGCAGCAGCAGUCUGCAGCGGCAAGCAGCAGCAGCAAACAGCAAGCGGCAGCAGCAAGAGGCAGCAGGCAGCAGCAAGAGGCGGCAUGCAGCAGCAAGUAGCUGCAGCAAGCAGCAGAGUCAAGCAGCAAUAG
Molecule: messenger RNA, 318 nt
Organism: Eimeria tenella
Lineage: Eukaryota; Apicomplexa; Conoidasida; Eucoccidiorida; Eimeriidae
Exons: 2
Coding region: 1-318 (105 amino acids)
Source: RefSeq, a predicted model, not a curated record